Molecule: messenger RNA, 1281 nt
Organism: Anopheles gambiae (African malaria mosquito)
Lineage: Eukaryota; Metazoa; Arthropoda; Insecta; Diptera; Culicidae
Product: toll-like receptor 13
Exons: 1
Coding region: 16-1281 (421 amino acids)
Molecular function (GO): protein binding
Source: RefSeq, a predicted model, not a curated record
UGAACUCAGAAAUAAAUGUAUUUUAGUGUGUUCGUCCUUUUCAUUCGGCCAACGAUACCACUGCGCUUCCAUUGUGACCGAGACUUUAUUUGUAAAAUAUGGCACUGGAGGCCACUGGACGAGGGAGCGUUCGUCUUGGAUCACAUCCCAAUCACACACGGGGCGAUCGAGCUGUACAACUUUUGGACUACGGAAGUAUCGAGCAAUUUGUUUGCCGAUUUCGAAACGCAGCGUCGCAACAUACACCAGAUGCAAACCGCACUCACCGUGAUCAGGUCCCCGUUGCGCAGUUUUGUGCUGGAGGACAAUGCUACCUUCUACACGAUAGAUUUGGAGAAAACCCAGCUUGAUGUAAUAUCUUUUGGGACGCGGUGCAAUGUGGAGACUUUAAAGAUAAAUUAUUGCAAACUGAAACAGUUGCCAGAAUCAAUCAGUAACCUGAAGGCGUUGAAAAUUUUUACACUAAGCCAUUCGUUUAUUCAGGUGGUUGAUUUAAAUUUACUAGCUGAAUUGCCCCGUUUAACUUUGCUAGAUUUGAGCAAAAACCGGCUACACACUCUGUACGACUCGAGUGCCGGAACAGCGACACUCUCGUACCCGUUGUUGGCCGAUCUGUACCUAAGGGAAAACAAGCUGAAACAUAUCAACCUGGACGUGUUCCGACCGAUGGAGUCGCUCACUCGAAUCGAUCUAUCCCACAAUCAGAUUAGUGUGGUGUCGGGAUCGUUAGUGUCGGCCAGCUUAAACUUGCUCGAUUUAUCCAACAAUCGGAUAGUGGAGAUGGAUUGCUGUGGAUGGGCUGUUCCAAUGUUGUACGGUAUGGACGCUAACGAUAAUCGGUUGCGCGCAUUGCCAAAGUGUCUGGAGCAAGCUUUCCUGAAUGUGGUUCGUUUGGCGUUUGAUAGCAAUCAACUUCAGCCGGAUGUAAUGUUCCAGUUCGGUCGACUUACGAGCCUGAAGUUCCUAACACUGACGGACAACAAGCUACCAUACGUCACCCUGAACAUGAGUACCAUCUCCAAACAGCUGAGGCAUUUGAAUCUAAGCCAUAACAAACUAAAACAUCUCGACGUGCCGUAUGCACCAAGCAAGGAUUUCCACAUCGACGUUAGCUCGAACUGUAUUAGCAGUGUAGAUUGGGACAGAGUAUCGGCGAAUCUAACGAAAUUAGGAAUGGGAGAAAAUCCAUUGGACUGUAGCUUUCACAGUAUUUCUACUAGAGCGGACAUUCGAUCGAAGCUGGUGUGUAAAAGGCACAGAAUUGAGCAUUGUGAUUUAUAA